This is a messenger RNA of Acanthocheilonema viteae, 1368 nucleotides long. Lineage: Eukaryota; Metazoa; Nematoda; Chromadorea; Rhabditida; Onchocercidae. The record is from the annotation of a GenBank genome assembly.
AUGGCGGAAAUGGUAUCGGAAGCAGUGGAGGCUGACACAUUCCUUCGAAUCUACGAAGCCAUUGAGGAUUCGUCAUGCAAAAUUCAAGUUCCAGUCCGUCAUUUAUGUGCUAUUCGAAAAGUAGUAUGGUCAUCAUUUGAUUAUAUGACUGGACCUGAACUGGGUUUCACUUGGGAAGCAGUUUCUGCUACAAACGAAGCUACAUCAAGCGGCAAAAGUUCACUGUCGAGUAGUUCGCGUGAUGAUUCGAGUCUCACUUCUUCCGUUACUAAAGAUUGUAGUAGUGGUGCUGAUUAUGAAGAAAUUGAUGAUGUUUACAGAAGUAAACUAUUGACAGAAGCAAUAUCCGAUACCAUGUGUACUGAUACCAGUAAAGAUCUCGAUCAUUACCGCUAUGAUCAAGCUUCUGAAGUUCCUCAUAAUGUUUUCAAAAUGAAUAUGAUCAUGUGCAGUGACGAACGGUUGUAUUUGGAUGAAUUCAUGACUGAAAGCCGUUCAACUAUCGAUGGGACCACUAAGACAAGUUUCGCUUCUACAUCAAGAAAUGACGACUUUGAAAGUUCAACAAACAGUGAUAAGGAUAGCAGCGAUCACAAAGUGGAAGAAAUUGCUAGAAACAACUCGCCAAACGGAGUUGAGGAUUUACUGGAACUUAAUGAAACAACUGCAAAAACUAACGAAGAUUUGCAAGAUAUGGUUUCGUCAGGUUUCGAUUCGGGUAUAGUAGGCACUGUAUCGAUGUAUAGUGGAUUGAGUACGAUGGCAUCUUCACACGCAAAAGAAAUAUUGAAUGUUAAGCAAAAUGAAGAAGUCAAUGAGAGAUCAUGCAUUGUUAAUUAUGGUCGCACCGCGACAAACAAUAAUGCGGCUGCAAGCUGUGUUAGAAAAGACCAAACUGUUCAAUACGUUGGACAUGCUGAUUAUGAGACGCUUUGUGAUUUAGUUGGAGAAAGUAGUACAGUCCAACUUUCCGAUGAAGAAUAUGUUGCCAAAUUCGUUCUUGCUGAACAAAUUUGCAGCACACCGAUGCCAUCAAAUCCUAUAAUACAUAAGUUGACUUUAUUGCCGAAACGUCGCCUUUUUGUUGGUUCGUAUCUGUUUCAAGUAAAUGGUAGUGCUCAUCAUGACCGCGCUAUGUGUGCGAUUUCACUUCUCGGUGAUUAUUCAAGAUGGGAAUGGUAUGCUGAAAGACAGAAUAUAAUUGAGGAAGUAUUCGUAGAUAUUAUACCGCGUUUACGGAUCUCCUACUUGACAGAAAAUAUAGAAGAUUUUAUAUGCCGCGCAACCAAAGAAAUAUCGAAACUGAUGUCAUUUAUUGGUGUUUGUGAAGCUUACCCGUUGUUGUCACAAAAUACAUGUGAUAUUGGG